AUGAUUAAAUAUUGCACCAGACUAAUGAGAAUUUGCUAUAGAAUACCGAUAUAUAGAUUUUGCAAAGAAAAAUUCGAAAUAUCAGAUGAGGAUAUUGAAAAAUUAAAGCUCUUGUAUUCUUAAAAAGAGAACUACGAACAAUUUAUAAAAUAAAAAGAGUGUAAUAUUAUCAUAACAAAAUCAUAGAAAUUUUAGAAGAUGUUUUUAAAGAGAGAGAAUAAUUGAUAUCAUUUAAAUUGAUGUAAAUGAGUGACAUUAAUUAAGUGUUUGAUUUUUAUUCUAAGGAAAUAGCUAAAUAAUUAGACGAUAAAAGUCCAUAAGCUCCAUUUACUGCAAAUGAAUUGAGUUUAUUUCUCUAUUUUACUAGUUGCUUAAGAAAUGAAGUUUAUGCUGAAUAAAUGAAAAAUCAUACCGACAGAUUUUAAUAAAUUGCAUCCAAAAUCGUAUUGGAAAUAAAUAGAUUAGAUCCAGAAUAAUUUUGUGCUUUUGUUUGGGCUUUGUCUACUUAUUAAAUUGAAAUGGGGGAUUUAAAUCUUAAUGAUUCAAAAUAGUUCAUAAUUAAAUAAUAAGCAGAAAUUAUUUUAGAAAAAAUACCUCCUGAUACACUACCUUCUUUAGCAUUCUCUUUGUAUCAUAUUAUAAAAGAUUAAUCAGAGUUAAUAUUGAAGAUCUCAAAACUAACUCAAAAAAAUAUUACAAUACAAACUCCUAGUAAUUUGAUUACUUUAGUAAAAAGUUUACCAAAAGGUUCAUUUACAAACUCUAGGCUCAUUUUUGAUUAAUUAUCAGAUUAAUUUCAAUAAGAUUUAUUAACUUAAGAUUAAUUCAUAAAUGUAUUAGUAGAAUUAAUGAGAAUUACCAAUCACGAAAAUACAGAAUAUGUUAAAAACAUGGUAGAUUUAUUAACUACUAAGAUUGAAUCAGCAUAAAAACAUAAUUUAAAUAUUUCUAUGUAAAAAGUGAUUGAUUUGAUACUUUCUUGUACAUAAUUAGAAUAGUAAGAGGGAGAAUAAUUAAUUAAAUAAAUGUUAAGAAUUUGUCAUGCAAAAAGUGAAAAGUUGAACAUCUCAGAAUAUAUUUAAUUGCUUUUGGCUGUUGCAAAAAUUAAAAAUAAUAAUUAUGAAUCUAUUAAUUUGGAAAAAACCAUUAAAAUUCUUAUCGAAUUAGCACAUAAAUCUCAAGUUUUUACUUUAAAAGAUUUUGAAUGUAAAUAUUAUUAAAUAAGCCUAAAUAGAAUAAGAAUUAGUUUAAGUUAUAGUAGGAGCUGCAGCCCUCAGGAUAGAUAAUAAAGAAUUUAUUAAAAAUGUAAUUACUAAAAUUGAUCCUUUGUUAUUACAUAAAUAAGACUUGUUAUUAUUAGCAAAGUCUUUUGUAAUUUAUGUUCGAUUAUUUGAGGUAGAAUUAUUAAAAAUCCAUUCAGUUUGUGCAAAAAAAAAGCAUGAAUUUAGUGUUUUAGAUUAAGCUUAAUUAUCAAAAACUUUUAAUAGGAUUAAAGUGUUAAUUCCAGAUUCACCCUUUUUAAAAUGA
Molecule: messenger RNA, 1527 nt
Organism: Paramecium sonneborni
Lineage: Eukaryota; Ciliophora; Oligohymenophorea; Peniculida; Parameciidae
Source: the annotation of a GenBank genome assembly